GCCACGUGACAAUGUUUACUUUAUCACCGUAGCGCAGAGACGUCUGAGCGGUAGGAAAUGUACCUGUUCUACUCGUCCGGGAAUCAUCUGAAGAAAUAUUAAGUACAGCUUCUGGAAUAUUUCCUUUCACUUCCUGGUACCUCCACACUGACCCACUGGUUAGACCGUGAAAUUGGGACUUUGGGUGUGAAUAUUAGGCGAGCUGAAGAACCUCUUCCACAUUUCUGAAUCCAUUUUGUUCCAUUUAUAAAAAAUAAAAAAAGAUGAGCGUCUCCAGGCAGGUUGCCAUAGAACUGGUGAGGGUGUACGAUAACAGAUUGGAGCAGCAAAUUGUGCAGCGGGGCUCCAGCCUGGCUUGCAGAGAUGAGGAACUGUGGAAUGAGGUGGAGGGCUUGUUGAGGGAUGGAGAUGCUAAGGAGAAACACUGUCUGGGUCUGGAUCCACUCGUGGUAAUGGAGGAGUCUUUGAAGGCCGCUGCAUCAGCACCAGCAGCAACAUGCAGCAGACGAGUGAAAGCCAGAGGAGAGCUUCACGGCUUGGCGAAAGCUUUUGAGGUUCUAGAGCAAGCAGCCCUAAACCUGUAUCUGGGUCCCUGGAGGAAGGAGUACAGCGUCAUCAAGAUGUACUCUGGUACAUUUACCCACUGCAUCACACCCGUGCUGUCCAUGCCCCAGAUUGAGAAACUCUUCGGGCUGUUGGGAUACCAGCCCAGUGCCACCUGGCCUCAGCAGCUCUGCCUCCAGCCACCCAGAGUCAGCCCUGCUUUCCUGGAUGAUCUCCUACGUUUGUCUUGUGCCUUCUUCCUCGCCCGCUGUGAGUGCUACCUUCUGCUGACGGCUCUAGGGAAGCACGUCGGCGAUGCUCAGUGGGAGCUGGGCGUGGUGAGGGAGCGGCGGAAAGGAAACAGCUUGCAGGUUGCCCUGGACAACACCAAGAAGACGCUUGAGAUCAGCCAGUCUGCAGUGGAGCCACCAGACAGGGAACCGGAUCUGUACAGAGAUGACCUGGUUAAUGGGGGGCAGGAAGAUCUGAAUGAAGGUGGAAAGAGUCCAGAUUCCCAGCAGGGGCUCAGUAAGGCUGAACCUGAAGCCGACCACUCCUGCACAUGUCUCCGUUCUCCUGUUUGUCCUAAACACUGCCUUGAAUGCAACACCUUGCACAAUAUCACCUGUGCCUUUCUUGGUAGUUGUGAAGCAGAAGGUCACAACGUGCUGUUCCAAGACCCUUCCUGCCUUUAUCCAAUCACUUUCCACGAGUGCUGCGACUUGUCCACACCGGACCCUCAGGUCCUGUGUCGAGGCUGCAGGGUCUUCCACUCUGGUUCCUGCAAAGAGGGGAAAUUGUGCCAAACCAACCACAACGUGAGCUCCCUGGGAGAGUGCUUCUGUGGGAAGGUGUGCUCCAGGAGUCCACUGGUUCUGUGCAGAUAUUGUGGAACUGAGUAUUGUAGCAACUGUUGGUACAAAAAUCCUAUUACGUGCACAUGUGGCCAAACGUUUGACCAGUCUUCAUCUGUGUGAUUUGUAUGUGACAAGUUUUGCACUAAUGAGGCACAUUUAGCUAAAUCACUGUGCCUUAAAUCUGCAAACUGGAAGCAGCUUUCUUCUUUUGGAUCAACAGAUUUAAAUGUUGCCUUGUGAGAAAUGCAGUAUUAUUCGUGCUUCAGCGUUUGUCUUUCACUCAUCUAGUUAAUCUGUGUGUUGCCACAUGUUCAUUAUUAUAAAAGUAAUGUAGUGUGAAGACAGCGUGGAUAAUUUGUGCACCUGUGUCACUUUACCUGAUGUGAAGCACAACAGUUUUUUAUGUUUGUCAUUUACGUACAAUGUGGAGUAAAAAGGGUCAACUAGCA
This is a messenger RNA of Melanotaenia boesemani (Boeseman's rainbowfish), 1849 nucleotides long. It is a transcript of the gene spata2l, whose product is annotated as spermatogenesis associated 2-like. Lineage: Eukaryota; Metazoa; Chordata; Actinopteri; Atheriniformes; Melanotaeniidae. Bases 264 to 1520 code for a protein of 418 amino acids. The transcript is spliced from 5 exons. Gene Ontology annotation, cellular component: cytoplasm. The record is from RefSeq and is a predicted model, not a curated record.